Molecule: messenger RNA, 2798 nt
Organism: Chilo suppressalis (striped riceborer)
Lineage: Eukaryota; Metazoa; Arthropoda; Insecta; Lepidoptera; Crambidae
Source: the annotation of a GenBank genome assembly
GGUGCGCGUGCGCCGCCCACCGCGGCCAAUAUGAAAGACGUAAUGCAAGCACGGAGCGCUUGCUGAUUUUAUUCUAGUAUAUCUCCUAAGGGUAUAAUUAAAUAAUGCAGGCGGUGAUAUCGGCUCGAGCGGGCCCUUUCUGUACCGAGUGUAUAGCAAUGCGCGGGAGCAUAAGGGGCUCUUUAUAGUCAGUGCGCGCGAGUCGACCGCACGCGCGUCUCCGAAACACGCACUCCCAACCGCGAACAAAAGAGUAUCGACUAAAGUUUUGAAAUGAAUUGGAACCAAGAUCACAAUAUUCCUUGCGACAGGAUCGAUAUCAACGAAGCCGUGGGCAAACUAUUGAUAGACUUUAACUAUGACAACAUAGUGCCGCAGCCUUCUAGGGGUGGUGGGUGUAUACGACGGGCUCAUGUCAAACGCCCCAUGAACGCGUUCAUGGUGUUCGCGCAGGCGAUGCGCAGGCGUCUCUCCGAACAACGUCCGGCGCUGCAUAACGCAGAACUCAGCAAGUCACUGGGAACUAUGUGGAAAGGCCUCACUGAAGAACAGAAGCAGCCCUUCAUCAAAGAGGCGGACAGACUUCGGACUUUGCACAAGCGAGAGUACCCCGACUACAAGUACCAGCCGCGGCGCCGUAAGCCACCGCCGGCGACGAACACAAGGUUGAAACGCGAGCCUUCCCCUGACAGAGACCAGAUAGACUUCUCCGGAAUGCCGGAGUUGUCGCCAGCGCUGUUGCCCGACGGGCCGCCAGAGAGCACGGAACUAGACCAGUACUUAAAGCCAGACUACCACGAACUACAACCGCGGUACACCCACAGCCUGACACACCAUCCGCCGCCGCCCCUGUAUGCCCCAGUCCCGCCACAUCUACACCCUUCUUGCACCGAUUGGCAACACUACACGGGGCAUCCAUAAUGUAAAUUAUAAGUAAUACAUUAUGUAUAAUGUUCAUUGAAACUUAAGAAAGUAACGUACAUAAUUUUUAAUUAAAAAUAGAGAUACAACAUCAAAGUUUCAUAGAUUCGGGUAUUGGUGUCCCAUAGACUCAUUUUAGGUUUUGUUUAAAAAAGCAAAGCUCAUAAUGUUAAGAUUUUAUGUCCUGCCUUAAUCAUAUUUCUUUCUGAUGCGGUAGGUAUAUUUUUUUGUAGCUGUUAAAAAUAGGUCAUAUUGAUAUUUUGUAAAUAGAAUAUCGCCAUACGGCCGCCGGCAAGUCCGCACGUGUCUCUAAUCACAGACAAACGUUUGCAGAGCAAAUAAUAUUAUUAACAAUCAGUUGUACAUUAGAUUUAUCUUUGGAUAAUAUGAGCUCGUCAAGUUAUGUUGUAGACUUGUAGAGGCCUGCUAGCACAAAAUCUAAUUGUAAUCAAAAUCUGAAAGGAAUUGCAAGAAGCUUUAGGCAGUUUGGUAACACAGCCCAACUUUUGAUUCUAUUGUCCUGAAGAGAUGGUAUAUUUAUUAAAAUACCUACUAUAUUCUUAAUGUUAUUUCGUGACUUUAUUAUUAUUAUUACUUCUAAGUCAGUACGUCGGUAGAGUUUGAGUGUGCAUUCUUAUAAAUUUGUGUUUAAUACUAUUCAUCACUUUUUUUUAAUUAUUACGAUAAUAUAAAUUGUCUUACAUCAAUGUAAUGAGAAAUCUCCCUUUUUAUCGCUCGAUAAUCGAACCAAAACCAGUAAGAAUACUGAAUCAAGAUUUUAGUUAAAUAUUCAAGCAAUUUACUGCUAAAAUAAUCUAUAAUAAGAACUGUAAAAGUUAAGAUGAAAAUAUUUCUAGAAUUAACAAGUGACGAAUGCUUUUGGUAGUUUCAUUUUAUUUACAAACAUUUUCGAAAAAAGUGUAAUAUAUCAAUUAUGUGAAAACGUUAACUUUAUUGUUACUACACAGGCGCAGUGACACUAUUCCUAAUAUACUUAUACUUUAAUUUUUCAUACGUGAGUUAUGUAUAGUUACAUUUUUGAUUUUGCAUUGAUUAUAGGUAUCAUACCUAAUUAAUAGAGAAUAUUUCUUUUACCACUUCUUAUGGUCCGUACUCACAUACUACGGUAUCACCGAUAGUUAAUAAAAUUAACUAAAACGUGUACAAACCGCUGCGUUCUACCUUCGAGUUGAGAAUUUUGAUUUUUGCAUUCGACGUUAAUUUUUACUCGCUUUGGAGUAAAACUAUCGAGUUAUACCUUAGCCCCUUUAUUAAUAAACGCAGAAUAAUCUUGGAUUACUUAAUCCAUGUUUUGUCUCUGUUCGUUGAAUGACAAAUGGCAUUUAAGUGACAUGAACAGAAACCGGCGUAACUAGUCUUAAGCUUAUUCCUUGUUUAAUAAAUUUAAGGGGGUAGGUGAGUAUUGAGUACGGACAAUUGCAUCACUCAUAUAUAUGUACAGAUAGCCUGUUUGCAAAUUUGAAGUCUGAUAUUAUAUAAAAUUAUAAUCUGUAGUUUAACUCCUUAAUAAUAAUUAAAUAUAAAAUUCCUCAGGUUCCAAAGUUAGUUAAGAAAUCUUAAAAAUGGAUAGGUUUUUAAAUAAUUAUAGUUACUAAGUGGGGCUUAACUUAGAUCUUAAACAAUUAAACUAUGUUUUUUAAAAUUUCAUUGUGAUUAAUGUUAAUUUAAAAUAAUGUUAUUUGUUAUUAAGUAUUUAAUUCUUUAGAAUUUUAAAGUAGUUUUCCACAUUUCUAUGAUGACAAUGUAAAUAUUUAUAUUAUUAUUAAUAUAAGCUUCUUCAACUCAAAAUGGUUGAUAAAAUGUUUUGUUGACUCAAUUAUUUGCUAUCAUAUAUAAAAUAAAGUUUAUUCAAAAAU